UCCAAAAUGUAAAACCGUUUGCAGAAGACUUUAUUCUUUGGAGAAGUACAAAUCUGUGGUACUUACAAUUUCUAUUACUCCAGCUGGCCUUUGUUGCCAAGAACAACGCCACGCUAACAUCACAGACCGACUGACAAUGUAAUGGCCAUGUAUGAAUCAAUUGGUUAGGAUUACAAAGUAACGCUUUUAGUCGUCUAACACAGCCUGCAAGGAUGGCGGAAGUACAAAGACGGCCUGAAAAUGUUGGCCGAAUUCUCGUGCAGGUUCAGGAGGAUCUGCACAACCUUAAAGAGCAGAUGAGUGCAAUGAAACUUGAAGGUUCAAAUCAGAUUGAUCUCAAGUCAAUUGAUGAUGCUCUAAUGAGAACAGAACAAGGUUUAAAGCAAAAUGCUGAGUAUGUUGUGAGCAUGAUGAACAAUCAAGUGAUGACUCUUCCAACUGUGGAUGAAGGAUCAAGAAGAAGCUCUCGCCCUCGUGCCUCCAUGCAGAAGAUGCGGGAAUCCUCAGGUCGUCCACAACUGCAUCCAUCUUUGUUCCAUGACUCACCUGGAGAGAAUAUGGAAGAUUGUGAGUUAGUCAAUCCAGUGCAUAUGAUAGAGUUUCAACACAAUCUCACUAUGAAAGCUUUGCUCAACCCAGAGAAUUUAAACAACAGAGAAGUUCUUCAUAGGAAUUACAACUUUACAUUACCUGCUAUUAAACCUCCACGCCAAGCCAAGUUAAUAAACCAGAGUGUUACACGCGGCUGUACAGUUGACCAGUUGUCAGUUUUACCUCGUGCUAAUCGAACAGAUCCUUCAUUACCACCACCAUCCAUUAUGGAAAAGGAUGCUAAGAAAGGGAUUUUAAGUCUUAUUGAGCGUGGUUUGAUUCCUCCAGCUGCCGAACUGACCCUGGAUCCAUCACCAGUCCACCAUAAACGUGCACGACUACAUAAUGCAGAGGAAGCUACAAGGAAACAACUGCAAUCUGAGUCAAGCGCAAGGGGAGAGGGCAGUCAUUACAUGGCAUCUGUAAAGUUAGACUUAUCUCAUGAUGGUCGAUUGAAAAUUAACGGCAGUGGAAAUUCUCAAAGACUUGGAACAUCAGAGGGAGCAAUGACGGCAUCAGUUCCCCCAUCAUCUGCUAACUAUUCAAGAUCAGCAGGUUCUCCUCAGCUUCGCUCCGUGCUCAUCCAAUCCCCAACAUCUAGGAAGAAGUCCGGUUAUUCAUCCACCACAGGAAGGUCUCCUCUUCCUCUUCGUGUGUUUGAUGCUCCUCUCCAACCACUUCCUCCACCAGCCACCCCAGCACAGAAAGAAGAAGACCAGCACCAAGUUGUAGCAGCAGGACAAGGUUACAGUUUCUUUAUAACCUCAGGUAACCUCCCAAGAUCAGGUGAUCCUGAGUUCUCUGCAUUCCAUCAGAGGUACCUUCUACAGUGGGGCUCAGUGAUAACAAUGGUUGCAAAGCUGCAGAAAGUUUUACAGGAUUAUGCGAUCCCUACAGCUUAUGUAAAUGGAGAUAGACUAGCUGAGUUGUCAAGGCAUUAUGAACUAGAAUACCAACCAACAAGAGAUGAAUUGCUAACUGUACUUGAGAAUUAUGAAGAUGUUCUCGCUAUGAUUAGCACCCCUGGCAGAAGGUUCCUUGGAACUGAUGGACGCUAUAUCGCUGUAUCAAAGAUCCAGGCCACUUGGAGGCGAUACAGAGACAGGAGAGCGUAUCUGCAGUAUAGAAAACAAAGAUGGGCAGCGGGUGUGAUUGCUAUAUCAUGGAUCAUGCAUGUUCGUAUGUCACGUAUGAGAAAACGUCUUCGUCAUAUUCGAAGAAGUCAUCUUGAUAACUAUAGAGCUCGUGGAAAGACAUUAGCUCUAGAAUGGAAUCGUAUAACUUCAUCAAGAAGAGUGAUUGUUCAUGUUCCAUCACUUGGCCAUCCAACUCAAAUUAGAUUUGGCAUGUCCGGGUUUGAUCGAAAGCAAAAUGCUCAAAUGGCUCGCCUGUGUGACCUUAUAGAUACAAAUGUUGAAGUGAUUUACGUAUCGCCUGUUGAAGUUUUGGAAGAACUUCAGCAAUAUUAUUGCAAGCUGUUGGGGUUAAAGGGGGCAGUGGAAGAGGCAGACCCAGAAAAAGUUGGCGAUUUAUCCACAAGAUUUACCAUUGUUACACCAGAGGCACUCAACAAAUUUCCUACCCACCAUAUGUGUUUGGCUUCCUUGCUUAAAUACAGUCCAUGUGCAUUGUCACGUAUUAAGAAGUUAAUUGCUGGAAGAGAUGCAUAUUAUGUGCCUGGGGUGAUCCAUAAAGAUGAUAUCUCAGUAGCUGAUGAACUCAAUAUACCAAUCCUUGGAUGUGAACCAGAGAUCUGCCAUCUGUACAGCAGUAAAUCUGGCGGACGUCGUGUGUUUGCUGCCGCUGAUGCAACAGCCCCACCUGGUGACCAUGAUGUGUACUCGGCACAGCAGCUUCACGAGUCAAUGGCGAGACUCAUAUGCGAGAACCCAUACGUUACCAAGUGGUUGAUGAAAAUUGAUUCUGGUUUUGAUGGAAGGUCCAUUGCUUAUAUUGAAGUUAACAAGCACCUUCCAUGUUAUUUAUGGAUGCUUAGAGAAAGUAGAAGAUAUGGGGACAAGUGGAGCAAAAAAUGGGCUCAGGAUGCUGCAUACACCAAGGUGUUAUGUGAGCUUCCAGAUGCUCUGGACAACUUUGCUUGCCCUGCGAACAAAGAUGUUUUCCCAACAUGGGUGGAUUUUCUUGAUGCUUUUCUUGGCCAGGGUGGUAUUAUUGAAGCUUACCCACCAACAGAGAGCGUGACAUGUUUGACAAUUGAUAUGUUGAUUGAUCCAACUGGUAAAAUGCACAUGACGUCAUGUGGGGAUCAGAUUCAUGCUGAGAAUACAUUUCGUUGCUGGGGGACUUCUGUUCCACAAGCAUCUGUUGAGCCAGCUGUACUCAAUGAUGUUUCAAUGCGAAUAGCUGAAGCAUGCAGAGCAAGAGGAGUUAUCGGAUACUUUUCAAUUGAUUAUGUUACCUUUAUUGAUCCAGUUACAUACAAGCAAACUUUAUGGGCAACUGACUUAACAUUAGCUUACAGUGACCAAAUGGCGAUGACACAAAUGUUGUUGUUCGUUACUGGAGGUAAAUUAGACGCAGCUGAAGGUCGUCUUGUUGUUCCCCCUCCUCCUAAACCUAAGCAAGCAAGGUUCCGAAAAAGGGAUGACGACAAGGACAAAUUGCCUCCUCCAAACUUAACAAGAUUCAGUGUUAUGAGUACCAACCUUGUACAUACCAACAUGGCUGUUGUGCAUUACAGUGUCUUCUUUCAGAUGUGUCGAGCACAUGGUAUAGGGUUUGAUAUUAAAGAGCGUCAAGGUACAGUCUUUACGUUGGUCGAUUCUUCGAAGCGAGAAGAGCUUGGAAUGCUUUCUGUUGGUGAAGAUCUCCCAAGUGCACUUGCCUCUUUUGCUCGUAACCUCACAGUUAUCCACCAAGAAAUAUCUGCUCCAAACAUGCAGGGCAGAACAAAUUUCAAAGCAGCUGUUGAUGACAUUGAAAUUAUUUUGGGAACAACAGCUCAGAAUGAAAAAGAGGACGAAAAAGAGAACAAAAACUUAUCAGCAUGAUUUUAUCUGUUUCAUUUCAUGACGUAUUAAUAUUUAUGUUAAGUUACACUGUGUAUGUCGUUUAGAGUGUAAAUUUAUAAUUGCAUGCUAAAUGUUGGCCUAUUCUGUUCAUUUACCUGUUCCAAUUUGCAUUCGUCCAUUUUAUUGCGUAUUCCAAUCCAUUAAAUUACCUGUUUUUAUUUU
Molecule: messenger RNA, 3785 nt
Organism: Ciona intestinalis (vase tunicate)
Lineage: Eukaryota; Metazoa; Chordata; Ascidiacea; Phlebobranchia; Cionidae
Source: RefSeq, a predicted model, not a curated record